Mollisia scopiformis is the source of this 1806-nucleotide messenger RNA. RefSeq lists its product as uncharacterized. The record is from RefSeq and is a predicted model, not a curated record. Bases 1 to 1806 code for a protein of 601 amino acids. Lineage: Eukaryota; Fungi; Ascomycota; Leotiomycetes; Helotiales; Mollisiaceae. The transcript has 3 exons.
AUGGUCUCAACACGACUUCAAACAGGAGCCAUCAGCACCAGGAAGUACACUCCGCUCAGCAUCACUCUGCAUGACCUCUCCCUCACUAGUCCAACAUCUCCAACACGUCCAAACAACCGCAAAAAUGGUUCCAGUUCGCCAACCAAGAUUCUCAAGCCAGUAGCUGGUCGAAAAGGGUCUCUCAAGUCAUCCACGGCCCCUAAACAGAAACUCAAAAGCGCUGCCGCAAGGUUGACCAGUACUGAGUUAGAAUUGCUCGACACUUCACUUAGACAUAGCACAGGAAAAACGAGAGAAACAGUUGGCCCCUUUCCGGCUACGCCAAAGGCCAAACGUUCGCAGAAACUUAGGGCUCGAAAUGCCCAAAAGGUUCCCGCAGACAUGUGUCCCGGCAACGCUGUCUUCCCAUCUGCCAUAUUCGGUGCCAGAGAAGAAGUUGGUCUAUCCAAAAUAGGUCGAGCAAACAAAGAGGUCAAACUGUGGGAAGAGAUUCUCGUAACUCAUCAAGAGAAUGUCCCAGACUUGGUGCCCAUCGUCGAGGAGAGAUUACAAGGCGCCAAAACCAGAAGGGCAUGUCUCGAUGACAAGCUCUUGGCGAACUUGCAAGUCGGAGACAUGGACCCAGCAGCAUCUGCUAUCAAGGCCCGACUCCAAAUCCUCCAAUAUGGACUUGACACAUCCAAGUUCAAACCAGAAUCCAGAAACAUUAAGUGCGCUAUGGCAGCAUACAAGUCCGGCGCUAUCGGAUAUCAAGGUUAUUAUACCAUCAUAUAUGCAGGACAUGUAGUAGACACUGCUCCCACCUACGGCGACUUCGUCUGUGACCGUACCGAGCGAUUGGACCGAUAUUUCGCGAUCCAUGGCGAAGGAUGGAUGUGGUACGAACCCCCAUUGAAAGUGCAUCCAGACAGCACACCGAAAGCUCUAGCUACCGCCACACUUCCACGAACCGAAAACUGGUCAGGUCUCGGAGCCUACUACGUGAAUCAGGGAUUCUGGAAACGAAGCGGUUUCGUUCGCCGCAUGGCACAAACAGCGCAAAACAUGCAAUCCAACUUAGAGGACACCUUCGUUCGCGACCCAGUCGAUCCUAUGAAGGUAGAUUGCCAACAAGAUGGCCCUCGACUCUGCUACCGCUCCAUGAUGGACUCUGGUGCCACCUUUCCUACCUUACACAACGAGGAUCUCGUCGCGCUCGGGAUCAGCUCGCAAGACUAUGGCGCCCAAUCCAUGGCCAUGGUCCAAACAGCAGCUGGACCCUCAUAUACUCGCAUGUGGGAAUUAUUCGUCUGCGUCCUCGACGAGAACGGAAAACAGCUCGUAAACGCAUUCGAUGCCGUCUACCCACUCUCGCACCACUACCUCGGCGGCCUCUGUCCCGUCAUGAACUCCCUAACCAACCUACAAUACGACGAGCAAGGCAUCGAAAUCCCCGCUCGCUUAUCAGGCAUGGUUCCCUUCACCGCAUGCUACGUCUCCUCCACACCAACUCGGAAUUACAUGUUCCUAGGCGAGGAUCGCAACGAUGUCCUGGGCAGCCAUCGCAUGCCGGGUCAAAAGAAGUGGGCGAUCGAGAUGGAUGCCAUUGAGCCCGGGAUGCCGUUCGAUCGGUAUGGGAAUCCGAAGACGAGCUUUAAUCAUCGGGAUGGGUUGAUUACGGAUGUGGAUCAUCCGAAUAUGAGCCAUUGUUCGACAAUUACGUUCUUGGGGGGGCAGCCGGAUGAGACGGUUAUUGUUAGUAACCCGAGUAAUGUGCAGUUUAUGAAUCGGGUGAGUAGCCAGAUGGCUGCUGGAAGUGGGCCGUAG